CCGUGGGGCGGAGCAGGGCGAUGUGGAGCGCUAUGGGGCGAGCGGGGCUGGGGGCUUUGUCCGGGGGGGCUGCCCCUAAUUCCGGGAGGAACCUGGAAGGGAAAGUGGCUCUGGUGACCGCCGCCACCGACGGGAUCGGGCUGGCGGUGGCACAGAGGCUGGGGGAGGCGGGGGCCCGGGUGCUGCUGAGCUCCCGGCGUCAGCACAACGUGGAUGCGGCCGUGCAGAAGCUGCGGGCUCAGGGUCUGGAGGUCAGCGGGGUGGUGUGCCAUGUGGGGCAGCCCCAGGACCGGCAGCGCCUGGUGCAGACGGCAUUGGACACCUAUGGUGCCAUUGACAUCCUGGUCUCCAACGCCGCCGUCAACCCCGUCAUGGGCAGCACCCUGGAGGUCGAGGAGGCAGCCUGGGAGAAGAUCUUCCAGGUGAACGUAACGGCAGCAGCGAUGCUGGUGAAGCUGGUGUUGCCCCACAUGGAGAAGAGAGGUGGAGGCGCCGUGGUGUUGGUGACAUCAGUGGCCGGCUUUAUUCCCAACCCAACUCUGGGCCCAUACAGCGUGAGCAAAACAGCACUGCUGGGGCUGGUGAAGGUGUUGGCCCCGGAGCUGCGCGCCCGCGGAGUGCGGCUCAACGCCGUCGCACCCGGCCUCAUCCAGACCCGCUUCAGUGCCGCCUGAGAAGAGCAGCCCUGCUCUCGCUGUCUCCCUGUGUGGCUUCACUGCGUACCUGUGAUCAUCACAAGCUGCUUGCUGUCACGGUUUAUCCUUAGAUGUAAGUCCGUGACAAGGGGGCACAGGCCCCGGGGAGAAGAAAAAAAGAAGAAGAAAAGAAAGAAAAGAAUCGAGGGUACGAACGGUUUGCCGCGACCCGGCCUGACGGAGACCAGCUCAAGAUGCCUGGGACAGACGGGCUUAGGCUCUGGUGGCACAAAAGCAAUGUUUAUUGAAGGCUCAUUCUUUUUAUAGACUGGAUACACUACAAGAUUGUAAAUAAUUAGCAAGUGUGAAACAAAGCACAAAGCAAAGGCUUGUGUGCAAGCAGCUGUUCUUGUACUCCCUUAUCCUAGUUUCUUGUGUUCUGCUUACCAAAACGUAAGUUCUUUCUUCCUUUGCCAAUCAGUCACUGUUGUUUUUGCUAGAAGUAUCCAUCCCUUUCAGGAUGAAACACUGUAACACGUUACUGACCCUUUCAGGCCAGUCACGUAGUCCGCACAACAACAGUUCUCUUCACCGGCCGCCCCGUGCGCUCCGGGAGAGGGGGCAGGGCGGAGAGCUAGCCGGUAGUUUUAACGAAGAGAAAACACGACGGCAACGAUCUGAGGAGGGAGGGUAAUGCACUGAAUCUGACUAAAUCAAACAACACGGGAGAGACGAGGCUGUCAGCAAUGGGAGUCAGACCACGACUGCAGGCCAGCUGAGACGCCGAGCCGGGCCGGGCGGGGAGAGGCAGCCGCCGCGCGUCCCGUCCGCAGCUCCGCCCCGCUGCCUCUGCCCGCAGGUCCUCGGGGACGCCGCCCCUCCCCUCCCCUCCCCGCCCGUCGGGAUACCCAGAGUCCACAACAGCAAACGGAACCGUCUCUGUUCAGCCAGUCUGGCCUCCCUGCCUGUCGGCUCUUCUUCCAUGGCUUGGGGAAGUUCAGCUCCUGCACCGUUAAAAUGACUUCCUUAACGUAUUCCCAGCCUUCCUGGGCUCCCAUGCCCUCCAAAGCUUCCUCCCAGCAGAUGCUCUCAGCCGUGGCCCAAAGAGGCCAAAGUCUGUCCUCCGGAAGUCCGAGCCGGCAGCUCUCCUGACUCUCCUGCAGGCUUCCACAAGGAUGGAGCAAUCCAGCAUCUCGUGAUCAUGGUCCCCCACAUGGCUUCCAACCUUUGCACCCCCCACAAGACCUCUGUUAACAAACAGCAGGACCAGGAUUUUGCUUUCCUCCGUUGGCUCCUUCACCAGCUGUGCCAGGAAUUUCUCUCCCACACACUCUGGCAACCUCCAGGACUGUUCCCUGUGUGCUGUAUCCUAAAUCCAGCAGAUGUCGGGGAAGGUGAAGUCCCCCAUAAGAACAAUGCGGAGAGACCUUGAGACCUCACCCAAGUGUCUAUGAAGUGUCUCGUCCACCUCCUCAUCCUGGUUGGGUGGCCUGGAGCAGACUCCCGUGAUAAUGCCAGUCUUACUGGGCUUCCCUUUUCUUCUGACCCAUCCGUUCUCAUUAAUCAUUCAUUUCCAUACAUUUGCAUUCUUUCUGAACACAGAGGGCUCCACCACCGCCUUUCCUGCCUCGCCUCUCUUUGGAUACGUUGGCAGCCACCCACCACAGCACUCCAGCUGUGAGCCAUCGCGCCACGUUUCCCUGAUGGCGACCGUAUCACAGCUUUCCAACCACACAGUGGCCUCCAGCUCCUGUUUAUCACCUGUGCUGCCUGCAUCGCUGUAAAUGCACCUGAGCUGGGCCUCCUUUGGAGCGGCCGUAGCCCUGAUACCUCUUGGCCACACUCAGGUGUUUCUGCAACCACCAACCUCACACCAGCCCUCCUGUUCUUCCUACAAAAAGGUGAGUCGUCCUCCUCCCUCACCAAGACACGAGGCUGUGGGAUCUUUCCAGCACAUCCCUGUCCCACAAGCACCGGCACGUUACACACAGGCUCUGCUCCAAUGACCCCAGCUACACCCCACCUCCUUUAUACCUAGUUCAUCAACUCUGUCAGUGAAUAGAACUCAAUCGAUGAACCUUCCCAACUCCAUCGUAAGACCCCUCCAGUGGGAGAAGCUGCUCCUAUCAGCUGCCUGCAGGCCUGGCUUCGUGCAAAUCGAGCAGAGGUCACAAAACCCAACCCCUGCAGGGCACACCAGGCUUGGAGGCAGGUUUUAUUCAGUUGGCCCAUCAUAUUGAGUUCCUCAUUGUUCCCUAUAGCUGGAAGGACAGAGGAGAACACAGCUUGUGCUUCCAAACCCCUGACCUGUCGCCCCAAGGCUCUGAAGUCCUUUUUCACAGUCCUUAGGGAAAUUCUUCCUGUAUCAUCGCUGCCAACCUGAAACAACAGGAGGCGGUAAUCUGAGGGCCAAAACAUGGAAGGAACUUUAUUCCUCACAUCUUUAACCCGGGCCCCCAGGAGGCAGCAGAGCUCCCUGUGUGGAGGGCCUGGUCUGCAUAUCAACGCUUCUGCUCCCUUCAGCAGAGUCACAAUGACAACGACCGAUCAUUUUCUCUUUACUGAAGAGGCUUUAAUGCCAAGUGCAGUCUGGUUAGACUUUGGUGACGCCGAGCGAUGGAAAGAGGCAGAAGGAAGGAUUGACCGACGGCUUUGCUGUGCGCAGCAGCCUUGCAAUGACCUCAAAGCUGAUGGGAUUGGUUAACGUGGGAAUACUUUCUGCUUCCUGCAGGGGACGAAGCUGUCGGCUCUGCUGCACACCCACAACUUCUCAGUGUGGCACAGGGCUGAGCUGAUCCUGUCCCCAUUCAGGUACGCACAUCGGCCUCCGCCUCGCAGCUGGAACCCGAGCACAGCAGGGAGCAGAAUGGGAAACCCAAUCCCAGCCCAUCGCAAACAGACCCUGACAGACAUCCCAGCAGAGCAUCAAAGGAGACAGGGAUGAGCUCGAAGGCGGGGCUUCGGCGGAGGGGCGGGGCUAUGCUAAUCUGCGCCGAAUGGGCCGCCGGUAGCGCCCAAACACGAAGAACCGCGGAACGGCGGGGCAGCCAUCGGGCAGACGGGGAGCGCAGUUGGGGAUGGGAAGCGGGGCUGGAGCGGCGGGGGAGGGUCGGUGCGGGCGGCGUGUGCGCGUCCGUGAGAUGUCGGGGGUGGGCGUUGGGGUGGGUGGCGCCCGGGCAGUUGGGGAGGCAUCGCUUCUCGGCCUUUUGGCUAAGAUCAAGUGUAGUAUCUGUUCUUAUCAGUUUAAUAUCUGAUACGUCCUCGAUGAGAGGACUUUAUAUUAAACGGAUUUUUGGGCGCGGGAGUUGGACCCGGAGCUUGCUCCCUCCGCUCCGCGCAUCGUCCCGGUAUGGCAGUACCUCCGGGCACGGUGCACCUCCCCUCUCGGGGAGGAGUGU
This is a messenger RNA of Lagopus muta (rock ptarmigan), 4033 nucleotides long. Its product is annotated as dehydrogenase/reductase SDR family member 4-like. NCBI's taxonomy places the organism in Eukaryota, Metazoa, Chordata, Aves, Galliformes, Phasianidae. The record is from RefSeq and is a predicted model, not a curated record. Bases 21 to 674 code for a protein of 217 amino acids. Gene Ontology annotation, molecular function: carbonyl reductase (NADPH) activity. The transcript is spliced from 7 exons.